AGACGUCUUGAAGUACUUCUGUUUUUAACGCGGUGGCUCUCGGCCCCACUUUAUAAACUGGAUAACGAAAUGAGUGAAAAUAGCGGAGAGUGGCGAUAACCUUCGACCGACGAUGAAGCGGUGCGGAAACGGUUUACGUAAAUGCUGUAGCAAGUACAAAUUACUAAUUAUUAUAUUAGUCUUGUUAAUAAUUACUAUAAUCGCAGCCAUCGUCGUCUGGGUUACUUUACGAAAACCAAAAAUAGAAACCUUAGUAAAAUCUAAACCCGAAAUCAAUGAUUUUCGUCUACCUUCGAGUCUUACACCCUUGCGAUACUACGUGUCGGUUCGACCUUACCUAACUCCUGACGAUUGCCACUUCGAAGGAAACGUGGAAAUUAUAAUGGAGUGCCAAGAGAAAACGGACUUGGUCGUUCUCCAUUCGCACAAUUUAUCGAUCGUCGAAGGAAGUAUCGAACUUCAAAAUUUAAAAGAAGGAAGCAUCCUAAAAUUAUACGACGUUCAAUACAAAACGGAGUUCGAUUUUUUGAUUUUGCAGUUCCGAGAAAAUUUGCGAAACGGCUACCAAUAUCGUUUAUCUGUAAGUUUUAGCGGAAAGUUAAGAACGGAUUUUAAAGGAUUUCACAUCUCUUCCUAUCUGGAAAGGAACGUCUCUCAUAUGGUGGCUCUAACGCAUUUCGAACCGUUUCACGCCAGAAAGACUUUUCCGUGUUUCGACGAACCCGCUCUGAAAGCCAAUUUCGACGUCACGAUCAUAAGAUGGAAAAAUAUGACUUCACUCUCCAACAUGCCCAAAUUAAAAACCAUCGUUUGGGACGACGACUGGGAAGCCGACAUUUUUGAUACCUCUGUGAAAAUGUCUACGUAUUCCUUGUCAUUUUUUGUCGGUCGUUACGUGUCAUCAAGAAAUAACAAGAUAACUGUGUGGUAUCCACCGAAACAUUCGAAUUAUUUAAUUACCGCCUUGAAUUUUGCGCCUAAAUUUUUGAAAUUUUACGAAGACGUUUUGAAAGUCCCUUAUACACUUCCAAAAUUAGAUUUGGUGUCGGCUGAUUGGCCUCAUCGAGCUAUGGAAAACUGGGGACUCAUCAUCUGUUCGGAAAAACUAAUUUAUAGUGAAAAAUUUUCCUCUGGCUACAGGCAAAGAAUUAUUGCAAAAAUUUUAGCCCAUGAAACUGCGCACCAGUGGUUCGGUAAUCUAGUAACUCCAAAAUGGUGGAACGAUAUUUGGUUAAGCGAAGGUCUAUCGACUUAUAUGGAACACGUAGCCACCUCCGCCUUCUUCCCCCAAUGGAACAAGGUGGACAAAACUUUAGUUUUGGCAGCUAAAGAGUUAUAUCCGAGAGAUUGUUUGGACGAAGUAUCGGCAGUUUCUAAAUCGUAUAAUUUAGAAAAUUCGUUAUUGGAGGAAAGUUUUGACGUUUUCACGUACAUAAAGGGAGCCGUUGUUACUCGGAUGACGCGUCAUAUUUUCGGAGAUGACGUGUUUUGGAAGGCCUUAUCGAUAUAUUUGAAAGAAAAUUCUUUUAAAAAUGUGGAAGAAAAAGAUUUUUGGAAUUACUUUAUUAAGGAAAGUAAACAUGUAUUAUCGAAAGGAGGAAAACUGGAUUUAACGGAAAGUCUGUCGACUUGGACCAAACUGAAAGGCAUGCCAAUAGUUACUGCGAAUACGAAUUACACCGAAGGAACUGUUUUCUUAUCGCAGAUUUCGUGCAGAGCAAAAACCUCAACUGAGCAUAAAAGAGAUUUGUGGCAUAUACCGAUAUCUUACGCAACUUCUUUAUCUCCGAAUUUUCAAAACAAUUCUUCGAACAUCAAAUACUGGUUGACGACUGUAAAUGCUACGAUGGAAAACGUAUUUAUGAGCAAAAGUGGAUGGUUAUUGCUCAACGAUCGGAGCCAAGGCUAUUUUGUCGUCAACUACGAUUCUAGGAACUGGAAACUCCUGGCCAAACAACUAAAAAAAGAUAAUAAGGUAUUCACACCCGAUCAGCGUUUCAAAUUACUGGCAGAUGUUGCUAUUUUACUAGAUUUGAACUAUUUGGACUGGGAUCUAUCGUUGGAUGUAUAUUCUUAUAUCGGCAACGAAAAUGAAUUAUCCGUUUUGCAAUUUGGAGUUUUCGAUCGUUUGCAAAAAUCUACCGAAUUAAUCAAGCAUAAUGAAUACGAAGACGUGUGGAAUGUAAGUAUAAAACGAAUGUCAUCAAAUUCCUAAACUUUAAACUAAGAUAAAAUAGAUAAAAGUCGCUGAACUUAUACUUAGAGAUUAUAUUAAUAGUUCUUUGAAUAUUUUAACAAGUUUAGAAAAAUUUCGAAUAUUUUAAUUGUGAAUAAAGUUGCAUUUUCAAUUAAAAGCUAUUAAAAAUUUCGUUUUCUGCUUCUAAUUCAUCUAAUUUUUAUUAACAUUAUUUUAAAAAAUCGAUUAUGUUUAUGUUGAGCAUUACGCCGCGCUCAAUAAUAUGAUAAAAUCACGAAGAAUUAACUUUUUUAAGGAUACUAACGAGACUUUCUUUUAAUUGAUAACUUUAGUAAAGCCCGGCAGCAUGAUUAACCUACUGCCAGGCUUUAC
Messenger RNA from Centruroides sculpturatus (bark scorpion), 2569 nucleotides. Its product is annotated as aminopeptidase N-like. The record is from RefSeq and is a predicted model, not a curated record. NCBI's taxonomy places the organism in Eukaryota, Metazoa, Arthropoda, Arachnida, Scorpiones, Buthidae. Gene Ontology annotation, molecular function: zinc ion binding; metalloaminopeptidase activity; peptide binding. Gene Ontology annotation, cellular component: cytoplasm. Gene Ontology annotation, biological process: proteolysis; peptide catabolic process. The transcript is spliced from 14 exons. The coding region runs from base 113 to 2215 and encodes 700 amino acids.